Molecule: messenger RNA, 291 nt
Organism: Trypanosoma grayi
Lineage: Eukaryota; Euglenozoa; Kinetoplastea; Trypanosomatida; Trypanosomatidae
Product: member of the syntaxin family of t-SNARE
Exons: 1
Coding region: 1-291 (96 amino acids)
Source: RefSeq, a predicted model, not a curated record
AUGGACCACCAGCUCCAGCAGAGUGACCACAUUGUGGAGCAGAACAAGCUGCUCGACCAGCUGCACAACUCCGUGAUGAAUACGCGGCAUUACGCCGUCUCCAUCGGCGACGAUCUCCGCGAGCAGGACGGCAUGUUAGACGAUCUCCACACCGGUGUGGCGCUCGCGGCGGAUGAGAGCCGACGGCAGAACAGCAACGUGAUUCGCCUGCUGAAGGAGAGCGAGAAUAGGGGCUUCUGCACCGCCGUAGUUGUGCUGGUGGCCAUUAUGAUCCUGUUGCUGUUGCUCUAG